Ooceraea biroi (clonal raider ant) is the source of this 782-nucleotide messenger RNA. RefSeq names its product transmembrane protein 234 homolog. The record is from RefSeq and is a predicted model, not a curated record. NCBI's taxonomy places the organism in Eukaryota, Metazoa, Arthropoda, Insecta, Hymenoptera, Formicidae.
GGAACGCAGCGGCAGCGCCGGCGAUGCGGAUCGUCGCGUUGGAUCGUUUCGUAUAUUUACAAUUAUUAUUGCCGAAAGUGAAUCUUGCAUGAAAAAAUUCAAAGAGAUCGAUCUCCGUGGGGCUGUGAACGUUUGUUACAUACUAAAUAUCGUUUGGGUAGAAUCGCGAUUGAGAGAAGCAGCGUGAAGUUGCGCGUCUUUUUAAACGGUUCACGGAACGGUGAGUCAGUAAUGGCCGCGAUUUCUGACGGUGCGUUUGGGUAGAAUUUCUACCGCGAAUUGUUUAAGAAGUUCUCACGAUGCAAAUUGCACUGCGCGUUUUACUCAACCUCCGUAAUGUGCCACGUUAGAUAACGAACAACAAUGGCAGUUACUACUGAUUCUGUGAUAUAUUUGUGCCUCGUCGCGGUUCUCUGGGGAGCAACCAAUCCAUUUAUAAAACGGGGUGCUCGAGGUUUGGAGGAUGUCAAGGCUUCGUCUGCUUCUCGACGAUUGAUCAAGGAACUCGUAUUUCUUGUAACCAAGUUAGAGUACAUCCUGCCAUUUAUUCUGAACCAAUGCGGGUCGGUGCUGUAUUUCCUGACUCUCCAGAGUACUGAUAUAUCCUUGGCUGUGCCAGUUUCAAAUUCCCUUACCUUCGUAUUUACGGCAAUCACAGGCUGGUUCCUGGGCGAGGAAAAAGUACACAGAAACACGUAUUUGGGAAUGAUACUUGUACUGUGCGGAACGACAUUGUGUUGCUGGGAUAAGCUGAAUAAAACUGUGGAGUCGUGAUUCGUACA